Molecule: messenger RNA, 3375 nt
Organism: Saccharomyces paradoxus
Lineage: Eukaryota; Fungi; Ascomycota; Saccharomycetes; Saccharomycetales; Saccharomycetaceae
Gene: MLO127
Product: Mlo127p
Exons: 1
Coding region: 1-3375 (1124 amino acids)
Source: RefSeq, a predicted model, not a curated record
AUGCUAGCAGGGAGGAUUCGUAUGAUUCGUAUAGCAAUGUCUGACAACAUUAUAGUGAGCGAGGUCAAUGGUCCGCAGGAAGUAGUCAAAUGUUUUGUUAGGGAAGAAGAUGGACUCGAAGGGCAGAGUCGAAAAUUGGUGGUCAUAGGGCUAGAGUAUAUAGAUGUGUUUGAAGGUAUAGAACAAGAUGAGGCGCGCAAGGUGUUAAGACUCAGGACCUACGGAUGUACAGUGGCAGCAUUUUAUUAUAAAGACCAUACUGCACCGAACCGAAGAUUGUAUAUUCUAUUGAAGGCUACGGGACGGUUGGAUUUCAUCGACCUUGAUUACAAAUUGGUGAAAUCUCUGGAAACAGGAAUCGAUCAGGUGAGAUCAGAGCCAAAGUUCUUUUUUCAAGAUCCACUACGAGCAGCUUUGGUUUUCAAUUUGUCUUGCACUGAAAUUUACGAAAUUCCCACUGACGACAUUCUUUGUCUAGUAGAAACGGACGUUAAAUUGAGCUAUAUCACGUCCUCGCCGAUAGUGUCCAUAGAUGAGUGUAUAAAUUUCAACGAUAUUUUAGACAAGGAUGUCUUUACGUUGUCGAUUCUCACACAUACGUACAAUGAGACUGAAUAUCAGUUGGAAGCAUGCGUGUGCGUAUUCGAGCCUAAACCAGCCAAAGGGGCCAAGUGGCAAAGAACUGCUAACUUAUCCUUUGCGGAGAAAGCAAAGGCCUCACAAAUACUUUUGAAAUCGGUUGCUAAUAUUGGCCAUUUUGUCUUUACGCCAUGGAAAACCUAUUUCAUCAAGCAUGCAUUGUCAUCGAAACAAACUAUUGAUGGUAAAACGAUAGGUAAAAUGUAUCAAGGGCCUGGUGCCUUUGAACCUAAUAGCACAGAAAGAAUGGAGCUUUUGCAGCCUAUUCUAGCGGAUGCUACAUCGAAUCAUUUAACAUUUACAUUCGUGACCAAUACUGCAUUUAUGAUAACGUGCAGGAUGAAUGCAAUCCUAAGCAGUUUCGAAGACGAUACGUAUAUCUGGGGAAGUGCCUUAUAUGAGAAAUUUCCCAUCAAUGAUGGUACUCUACUCGAUCACUACCUUUCGGCGUUUUUCGAUGAGAAGUGUUGGAUACUGGUGUGCCCGAAGGGCCAUCUUACAGUGCACUCAAUCGGAAACAAAGCAAAUGGUAAUACCGUUGCUCUUGGUUCUUUGGUUUGCAAAUCAACUCUGUAUUCCGAUUUCAUAGGAAACUUCACACGGUCUCAUUUAUCUUGCGGAUCAUUACAUAAUGGGCAGGGAUACUUGAGUUUGAAAUAUCGAUCGUAUGGAAACAUUUUUGCUUCCGCUUCCAUGAAGCUACUCUUCAAAACUAAAGACGGUGCUCCUCAUCAAGUUUACUCUACAAGAAAAGGUAUCUAUUGGGCAGACGUGAAUAAUAAUAUUUACAAAGAUAGUGAGCGAAUAGACUCAGAAAUAGGUGGCAGUUUUAUUGCUACUAAAGAUGGAGCCUUACUGAAAGAUAACACUAUCGUUGCUUUGGCUCCAAUUCGAAAAGAUAAUGAGUGCAAUUAUGUGUAUGUUACAAAGCAAGGUUACUUGAGAUGGAGUUGCUCAAAAGCUUAUUAUCGGAUUCAAAACAUAAAAACUAAUUUGACUAUAGAGAAUUGCUUUAUAUCUGCCAUUUCUAGGAAAUGUUCUUUUUUGACAGUACUUGUGUUGAAUGAUGAAAUAAUGGUAUUUGAUCGCUACAAUCGAUCGAGAAGCCAGAAAGCGGUUUUCCAUAGACUUUCUGAUUUAGCGUCCAUUUUCCUAUAUGAAUACGAAAGUACAGUUUACAUUUUCAUAUCUGACACUGAAGGAAAUCUUUGCAUUAUGAAACUGGCAACGUUUGAAAUCGUGGAAGAGUUUAAAAUUUGUAAGAAGAAGUUGCAAUUCUGCGAAGUGCCUAAUUCAGAUUACGUUUUUAUAUAUACGACAGAUACUACUGUCCUUUUCAAGCCAUGUAAAGUAAAAGGUAGAUUUGAAAUCCAAGAGGUAUAUGCACCAUAUCGCAUAAGCUACUUGAUACCUGGAGAAAAAGACGACUCAGUUGUUAUGGUUACUCUUCAAGGUAAAUUUUAUGACGUACAUGUUCCUAGUACUGUUGGAAUGGCUACGUUUGGCUCUAAGUUUGAGCAAGUUCCAAAAACCUGUCUCAAAUUUAUAACCUUGGAAUCUUCAUCAAGGUACGUGAUUGUAGCGGCUGUGCCAGUAGCAAAUCAAUUGCAGGACAAGUAUUCUGAAAUUUAUGUUUACGAUGUUAAACAUUUCAAAAACAUUUCUGCAUUCAAUCUUUCUAGUAUCAACAAUGAUAUCAAAAGCAUAAAAUAUGAAAACGUUUUGAUAUCAGAUAUAAUUGCUGUACCCAUUCUCAAAAGAACCGAAGCAUUGGGGAAAAAAAAGACUUCUGAACUGUAUAAAGAAGUGAUUUUCAAUUCAUGUAUCUUGGUGUCUUUAAAUUUAGACUCAAUAGACGAUGUUGACAGUAGCAAUAUGAAUAACCUAUUGUUAUUUUCAUUCGAUGAGGAAUCAGGAUCCAUAGAUUUCCUUUUUGGGAUUAACACGGGGUUCCCGAUUACUGGCUUACAUAACUACUACAAUGGUUGUAUCUUGGUUUAUGGGGAGUCUAUGCAGGCCUACCAACUGAACUAUUCAGUUCAUGAUAAUAAGUUCAGUAUUGAGCAGGUUUCAAAUAUAUUGAAUAUUUCUGGUGUUGCAAUAACAUCAUCUAUAUUUUUUGAUAAAAGGAAGGCAAAGAUGGCUAGGAAACAGCAGAAUAUAGGCACAUGGAUAUAUUUGGAAAAAAUGGUUUCACUUGACAUACGGAAGGGUAUGAUGAGGUUCAAUGUCAUUCACACAACGGAUGGAAAUAUGGAUAAGGUUCAUCUACAAGUGCAGCCUCUAGAUUCACUUGAGAGGGACCUUAUCAAUAGCAUCACUGACAGUGGGAAAAUACUCACUGGUGCAGCGACUGUAACUUUCAAGAAUAUUAGAUACCUACUAAUUUCGUAUGGUGGUCAAAAACUCAGGUUAUUUAGUUUGGAACUUGAUGGUGAGGAGGAAAUAGACGAAGGUGUGUACCACGUUGGUGCGCCAGUAACAACCAUAAACUCUGUGAGAACUACUGACUCCAGAAUGAGCACAUUUUUAGGCGAGCCUACAUUUACACCCUUAUUCUUGGUAACUACCUUGUCUAACGGCUGUUAUGUGAUCGGCUUCAUACACAAGGAGUCAGAUAUCUCAUUGUAUAUGUUAUCAGAAGAGAAAGCUGUUUUUGCAAGGCGACCGGGUCAAAAGUUCUUCGGCUUUCUUGAUCCUCAAAUGGAUGAUCAUAUUGUAAUAUCCGGAAGUUAG